Messenger RNA from Cucurbita pepo subsp. pepo (vegetable marrow), 757 nucleotides. RefSeq lists its product as uncharacterized. Gene Ontology annotation, cellular component: chloroplast thylakoid membrane. NCBI's taxonomy places the organism in Eukaryota, Viridiplantae, Streptophyta, Magnoliopsida, Cucurbitales, Cucurbitaceae. The record is from RefSeq and is a predicted model, not a curated record.
UUCUAGGUAAUGAAAUAACAUUAUCCUGAAAGCGUUCCGAUGCGGCUGUGGUUAAUCAGCAGCUCUCAGAUGCUUUCCCUUCACUCCCUCCUCAAUCAAAACCAUCGCCCGCCAUUGUUAGCCACCAAGAAAAGCUCCCAUGUUUUGAAGACAAAGAAAUCUCACCCAUUUCCUUCCCCUGCUUCUCGUCGCUGUAUUGUGUGUUCAAAGGAGACCGACUCACAGCAGUUCGAGGUCGACCCAGACAAGGCCAGGCAGGCCCUUCAAGAGCUCGACCAGCAGCUUCAAUCCUUCUCCAAAAAACGAGCCACCCCUCCCAAGAACAAAGUUGUUGAAGGCACAAAGCUUCCAAGAGAUCAAAUGAGAGGAGAAAUGGCAGAACUUUCAGAGUCCUUUUUAGCAAACUCUGCUGUUGUUCUCUUCAUCUUCUCCAUUUUCUACAAUGUGCUGUUCUAUGCAGUCAUAAAGCCCUCCAUUGAUACUCCACUGCCAAGCUUAAUCAGUUCUGAGACACAAUCCACUGAGCCACCAGUCUUGCAGCUGCUACCACCUUCAUCUCUGUUCAUAUCCCCCUCACUUCUUACCUAAAUCCUUUACCAUUCAAGAAAUUAUAUUACACAAAUUUAAAAUGGGUGCUGAAUUGUACGAAGAAAAAGUUAUGAACAUAUCAAACUUUUUAUAAUUUAGCUAGUUUUAUUCUUAAAUGAGAAUUCUGUACAUUUUUGUUAUAGAAAUUAAGUGGUUGUAAUUAAAUUCU